AUGGAGUGGUCCAAAGAUAAAACUCUUAGAUUGAUCGAGUUAUUGCAAGUAAACGCUAGCCUCUGGAAUCCUUCACUUUGCGAUACUCGUAGGGACAAACAGAAAAGAAAAGAGGAGCUUCGCGCUAUUUCUGAUAUAUUAGGAAUAUCUGUGCCCGAUACUACUAAGAAAAUUCAGCACUUAAGAACUCAGUACAACAGGGAGUCUGCAAAAGAAGCACGCGCUAAUGCAGAGGACCCUAAUGAAAGAUACAUAAGUAAUUGGUACGCCUUCGAAUAUCUACAUUUCUUGAAAGACUCAAACAAGCCGUACAGAGUUCUGCAAACUGAAGAAAACUCGGAAAUAAAUGGAAACCUAACUAACCACAAUGAUACAUCUAUGCCAGAUUGCAAACUGGUUAAUUUAUCACCUCCACAUAAGAUACAGAGAACAGACAUUUUACAUCCUGUGAAAUCUGAAAUAGUGUAUCCGUCAUCACCAAGAAGCCGAGAUGAAUUUUCAGUUUUUGGUGAAUAUAUAGCCAAUGAGCUUAGUAAUGUUAUAACAGAGGGAUUUAUCCAAAAUUUUUCUUAUCCGAAACAAAUUAAAUUUUCGCCGGACUGGAAAAGUUUAGAUACGCGACCGUUGCCACCUUGGUACGAUGAGGCAAAGAUUGGUAUAUUUUUACAUUGGGGUGUAUAUUCUGUACCUGGGUUCUCCUCUGAAUGGUUCUGGAGCGAUUGGCAAGGGGGUGAUCAAAAUAUACAGCAAUUUAUGAAGGAAAACUAUCCCCCAGGUUUCACAUACCAAGAAUUUGCACCUAUAUUUAAAGCAGAGUUUUUUCAUCCUGAAAAAUGGGCAGACCUUUUUUUAAAAGCUGGUGCUAGAUAUGUCGUACUUACAAGUAAGCACCAUGAUGGUUUUGCCCUGUUCCCUUCCAAACGAUCUUUCAGCUGGAAUUCAUAUGAGGUUGGCCCUAAACAGGACCUUGUCUGUCAACUGUCUAAAGCUGUAAGAGAAAAGGGAUUAAAAUUUGGUGUAUAUCAUUCUCUAUAUGAAUGGUUCAACCCCAUUUAUAAGGAAGAUAAAAAUAACAAUUUCACAACUCGCUAUUAUGUUGAUACUAAGCUUUGGCCAGACCUUAAACAGCUCAUCAUUGAUUAUGAGCCUUCAAUCUUGUGGUCUGAUGGAGAUUGGGAGGCUCACGAUACAUACUGGAAGUCAACUGACUUUUUAGUAUGGCUAUACAAUGAGAGCCCGGUUAAAGAUGAAAUUGUUGUAAAUGAUAGAUGGGGCAUAGGAAUUCCUUGUCAUCACGGAGACUUCUAUAACUGUGCAGAUAGGUAUAAUCCUGGUGAGAUUCAAAAACACAAGUGGGAGAACGCUUUUACUAUUGAUAAAAAGUCUUGGGGAUUCCGUAAGACAAUGGUCUUGAAUGAUACACUGACAAUGGGGGAAAUUCUGUACCAAGUUGCGUCAACUAUUAGUUGUGGAGGUAACGUGCUGAUAAACGUGGGCCCGACGCAGCACGGCACCAUAGCGCCGAUAUUCCAGGAGAGGCUCCUCGGCCUCGGCGAUUGGUUAGCGCUGAACGGAGAGGCGAUAUACGAAUCGUCCCCGUGGCACCACCAAAAAGACUCCCUUAACUGGGACGUCUGGUACACGUGCCAGAGGGACAAGCGCUACCGGAACACUACAGCCAUGCCCGCUUCCAACGACUCCGUUAGCGGAGUCUUCGCCAUUCUCCUCUCCUGGCCAAAGGAUAGCCGCCUGACGCUAAAGGACGCGACCGCAUUAAUUCAAACGGGCGAUUACAAGAUCGAGCUAUUGGGAAAUGGGAUUCUUAACUGGAAAAUCGCCAAUGGUGUAACAUUUAUCGAGCUUCCAGACAAAGCCACCGUUAUUUCAGAAAACGCAUGGGUUUUAAAAAUAUACCAG
Iphiclides podalirius (scarce swallowtail) is the source of this 1917-nucleotide messenger RNA. The record is from the annotation of a GenBank genome assembly. NCBI's taxonomy places the organism in Eukaryota, Metazoa, Arthropoda, Insecta, Lepidoptera, Papilionidae.